AUGGGAGACACUGUCAUGGACGACUACCAGAAGACAUCCGCUGCCUGCGCAUUUAUCCGAGGUCAUACAGCCAUCUGUCCGCAGGUGGGCAUAAUCUGCGGUUCAGGACUGGGCAAUAUCGUUGAUCUGCUCGCCAAUCAGAUCGUCAUCCCCUACAGCAAGAUUCCUGGAUUCCCCACCUGCACCGGUAAGUAUCUCAUCGCAUGGCUUCAUGCAACUAACCUCGUCUCACACAGUGCUCGGCCAUGAGGGGAAGUUCGUGUUCGGCGAGCUGGGAGGUAAAUCGGUGGUGGUCAUGCAGGGACGCUUCCACCCCUACGAGGGCUACAGCCAUCGAAUGGUAGGCAACAGCUCCACCCCUCCCCGGAUAUCCUUCCUUCUCCCUCCCUCCGCCCUCCCGCUCUCUCUACCUCUCUCUCCACGAAACCUUUUAGAUUGCUCUGCCAAUUCGAGUGAUGAAGAUGCUGGGCGCGACAUACCUCUUUGUCACCAACGCUGCCGGUGGCAUGAACCGCACCUACAAACCGGGCGACAUGGUUGUGAUCCAGGAUCAUGUGGAUUUCUCCAGUGUAGUCGGCCUGAACCCCCUCACGGGGCCCAAUGAUGAACGGUAGGGUGGAAUUACUGUCUAACCGGGCUGUCUGGCAGGUUUGGACCCCGAUUUCCCGCUCUCACUGGCAUGUAUGACGCGGGGUUGAGGGAGCUGGCUCAGCGUUGUGGGCGCGAACUCGGUCUGGGGGACUGUCUCCACGAGGGCAUUUACUUUCACGCUGCAGGACCAGUCUACGAGACGCCGGCGACCAAUCGCAUACUCCUCAGUCUCGGCUGCGACGCCGUAGGUGAGUGUUGUGUGUGUGUGUGUGUCCUCUGAACGGGCCACGUGUUAGAUGCGCUGGACCAAAACGGGGGCCAUAUCGGAAUCUGGCAGGCGUUAUCUGUGCGCAAUAACAAAUGCCAACACUUGCGGGGUGCGCUGGCGGACCCUGUUGUCGGCAUUCGUCGCUCAACUGGACCACUGCCUCCACCCCAUUAUUUUGUGGUCAAAAUCCUGGUCAUUGGUGUGUGGACCAGGGGGUGCGGAGUGGAGCGCCAAGGCGAGGAUCCGUCCGAGCCAUCCACCUGCGGCCUCCCCCGUCUCCGGUCUUCUUGACUCUGUCUUGACACCGGGCCCAGGCGCGGGAGGAGGAGAGAGUGUAGGUAGAUGCAGCGCAAGUCUACUGGCACUAUAAACCCCUGCGCAAGUCACCGUCCCUGCUCCCACAAUGCAGUCUGUGGGGCACACGGUGGUCAUCGUCGAAAUCGACGGACGAACUGUCGUGUGUGUGUGUGUGUGUGUCUGUGUGUGUGCAAAACGAAAAUGCUCCUAACUGCUUGUUGUUUAUGACUCGUUAUGUCAAGUUUUUAUCUGCCUAUCUUUAUGCAGUUUCGUAGUUGGUUUAUACAGUACGUGAUCUAUCUCAUGAAACCUAGUGAUGCGAGAAUUUAGUAUGUCUUAAAUGUUGCGCAUUUUGCUUGGCCCAGUUUAGGAAGUGUCCUCGUCUCGUACACAAAUUGUGUCCACGUAAUUUUUUUAAGCAAAAUGUUCAUAAAUUUGAGCGAAAACGGACGUCAAGUAUACUUGGACAAUUUCCUAUGUCAAUACUUGUUCUGGGCCUCGGCUGCCCAUUUGAGCGGGUUUUUCUUUGGAAGGAAAGUGUUUUAAUAAGCAUAGGUUGCCGGACUUGGAAAUUAAUUUUUUGUCCGAUGGUAAGUGUGGCAAUCAACUUCCUAACACAAAGUUCAUUUUAAGAGAACCAGAUGUUUUGUAGAUUUAUAGAAGUCAGAUUAGCAGAUCAGUGCGAUUUCGUGCCCUAAAGGGCAGUAAUAACUCAUACAAGCAAUCCUUCGUUUAAAUGGGCUAAAAUUGUUUUGCCGUUUGGAAAAUCCUACGUAUUGUCACAGGAGCAACCAUAACAGAACUGUCAUUUCCAGCUUUAAACAUACGAAAUAUAACCUUUUGUGCAGUCUAGCUUCUGCACAUACCUAAUCUUAAAAUAGAACGCACAAAACGCUGAAUUCUUCAGCAAAAUAUCGGUAUACAUACAGCUACUCUGCCGUGCAUUCAUAAUCGUAGAACGGAGUAUGAAGUUGAGCAAAACCAAUUCAAAUGGCCGCAAUAUAAAGAAAAAGGCAUGUUCUUACGUUGGCGAUUGAAAAAUAUCAGUAUCAUUAAGCAGAGUGAAAGAAACGGCCGAAAGUGUCAAACUUGUUCUUGGCCUCACUCUGUAAAAUUUAAAGUACUCAGAUAUCCGUCAACGGAAUGCAGUAUCAAAGCACUCCUUGAGGAGGUCAUUUAUUGGAGAAAGUUUUCUGAUUGAUCUUAGGCAUAUUCGUUGUUGACUUUCGUCGUGGGCGUCAGUUUUAUUCGACGAUGAGGGCUCCUGUUUUCGUGAAUCUUUAAAUGUGAUCCAGAUGAAAAAGAAAGCCCGAGCGCUCGAUACUUCGGUAAAUACCGCCAAGAAGUCCUUAUGGGCGAUCGAAUGAAAACACUGAAAAUCGUGAAAUAUUCGCACAUAAUUCAGGACCGACCUGAAACUCAGCGUAAUCCUAAACAAACGAAAAGUGCAAAUUAAUUUAUCCAAAGAAAAGCUCCUAUUAUAAACACACAAUGGUAUAUAUAUACGAUUACGCCUGUCAAUUAUAUUUAAAUUUAUUUGUCGCCGAUCGGUCUGCCAGCAUGUGACCUUUGUUUCUACGACGUCCCUAUCAGCGAAAUCAGGCAAAAUCCUGCUUUGCUUAUUGAGCCGCAUCUCAGUCCAUUCAAAAGAGUCAAGAAUAUCGGGAAUCCCCGGAAACUGUCUUGGAAUCUAUACUCAGACUGUAGACUGUUGGCUAAUCGCCAUACCUGAAAUUACACUAAUUCUUAUGGGAUAUUUAAAUGUUGACUGCAUUAAACACAAAAUUUAACUGUUAUUCUACUUGCGCUUUCAUAUUCACUAAUUUUUUAAUUGGCAGACUUUUCGCAAAUUUAAAAAUGAAGGUUACUAAACCGCAACCAUUUUCGACGUUUUCGGGAUUUCACGUCUUUUUUAAAAAAUUGGAAUUUCUAAAUAACGCAACAUUGCUCUUAUUAGUUAUUUUGUGUUUUUAAUUCUCUUAAGGUUGCGAUUCAUUAACAUAGAUACCGGGUCCACGGAUUGGUGUCGGUUUGCGAGUGAUUAGCAAUCAUUCGUAAAUUUCGACUUAUUUCAUGAGUUAGAAUCAAUUCUCAACAUAAAAGGGAGCUAAGAUCUGGACCAGAAAUCCGGCUUUGAGCUUUUCCUGUCCAUGUUGACCUGAGUGGCCGCUGUUUACUUGUCCUGUAUUAGAUAGACUUAAUCUACUCCUAAAAUUAAGGGGGGGGGGCAAUUUAAGAUAGACAGUUAGGCCAAUUUUAACUCUAAGGAUUUGAUAUAGGUGCUAUUUUUUGAUUUCCGCUGACAAGUCAAAUAUCUGUGUGAGUACGGUUAUGACGGUGUGAUGAAUAAAGGACUCAUAGUUGAGGUGGACAGUUUCUAGGACAAGUAUCACACAUUUUUGUUAGAGAUUUCACUACUGAGGACAGUAGGCCCUGUGGUUAUGCACUUUGGCUUGGCGUAGCAUCGUUGGGCAGUCACCCUCCAACCUCAGACAGAGCUGAUCUGGGAGGCGAUCUAGUGCUCAGGGAACGACCAGCUUGCCGCUGGAGCUGUCGAACGCGAGGCUCCGGCUUGCACAAAUCAGUAUUUACAUCUCGCAUAUCCCAACACCCAUUUUAGCACUGUAAAAGUCCAUUAGGCAUACUUGAGUAAGUGUUCUGUAUUCAAUUCUUCACUCGUGUUAUCUAACUGCCACUCUGUGGAUGAGAUCGAAACAACUUAUUCAGCAAGUCUUAAUUAACAACAAUGUUUGCUGUUUGCUAUAUCAAUUUGCUGCCGACACUUUUUCAUCCACAUGUUUAAUAACGCGUGCAAAAGGAAUUGGCUUUUUAAACUCACAUAAUGAGAUGUCAGUAUUCUAUGCAUGCAUCGUGGAUUUUGUUAAUGCACCGUGUGAAUAGAACCCGCCGGCGUAAUCCGAGUCUGAUUAGGAUCCUUUCAGGUGAUUUUCGCAUUUGUAUGAAAUUCGUCAGGGUUUCCGCCACGUGUUAAAGUCAAAGACGACUUCAAGUCAACCCAAAUAAGAACCACUUGAAGUGUUGUGUAUGAUAGCGGAACUUUGUUUGUUAAAUCGGGCUGUCUGUGUUACUGACAGCAAUUACUAGCAGAAUGGAAAUGUGGAGUGGAGCCUCAAGGCGCGGGCUCGGCCGUGUCAUCCACCUGCGCCCAUCCCCCGCCUCCGGCCUUCUUGACUAUGUCUUUACACCGGGCCCAGGUGGGGGAGGAGAGAGAGCGAUAGAUGCUGUGUAAGUCUACAUUCACUAUAAAUUUGUUCACGCACAAGUCGCCGUCCCUACUUCCCCCUGCUGCGGAGCGCACGCUGGGCGACGUUGACAACGAUGGUCGAACUAUCACUGAGUGUGAGAAGCAAUAUACACCUGUUUCAACUUCUACCUAACUCGGCCGAUUUCUUCACAGUAGCACUUCUUUUUAACCUCCUGUAGGAACCCCACUCAGUAAAAAUGACUACUUAAGUAGCAUGCAAUUUUGCGUUCAUAUUCGAUGUUUUUAUGACUUCAACCGUAUUUUAUAGGGAAAAUGCACAAAAUUAUGCCUCCUCUUACUCUUUUGGUAAAAAAUGACACUGUUCCCACAUCUUGUGCUCGUAAAAAGAAUAUCUCUCCGUUGUUUAGUAAGGCGAAUUAGUAUCUGUUGUUUCACCAAUAUCUGUGUGCGAUUUUUGGUUGAAUGCUAACCAUAUGUCAGGAAUUUUAGCGUCUUCUGUUCAGACCAGCUGAUUUUACUCAUUAGCUGUUCUGAUUCCUUAUGAAAUUCUUCGGGGUAAUGGCCUCAGAGUAACCAGAACGAGACAGACGAGGCGAGGUGACGACGGUAUCACACAAGACCUCAAAAACGCAAGCUUGGCCUCAAACAAAGAUACAACUUGGACUUGUCCAUAAGGCUGAUUAACGUGCACUGUUAAAUGCUGAUUUUAAGUGGUUGUUUGACAUUUACCAAUACAAAUAAUCUUGGGGAAAAAUCAACUUGCAAAGGGGGUGUAUUUUUCUCCUUUUUACGCUGAUUUGUUAUGACGAGGCAUCCUUACUUUCGAUAUGGAAAAAAAUUUCAGUCUUGCUGUCUUUUAAAUUUUUUCCAGGGAUGAGUACAACUCAGGAGACCAUCGUUGCCAGACAUAUGGGUAUGAAGAUUUUUGCGAUUUCAAUAAUAACGGACAUCGAUCCUGUGGAUAAGCAGUCAGACAUUGUCUUAACUCACGAGGAGGUACUGGAAGUGGCCAAUCAGCGAGGACCUGUUUUGGCACAGCUGCUGGAGAAGAUGUUGACUUAUUUGUAG
Molecule: messenger RNA, 5450 nt
Organism: Spirometra erinaceieuropaei
Lineage: Eukaryota; Metazoa; Platyhelminthes; Cestoda; Diphyllobothriidea; Diphyllobothriidae
Source: the annotation of a GenBank genome assembly